AUGUCCUACUUCAAGAUUCCAAGAGGCCUGUGUGAGCAUAUUAAUGGGAUUGUGAGGAGCUUCUGGUGGGGCAGCAAAGACGGCAAGAGGAAGCCGUGCUGGGUUGCUUGGGAUGACAUGAUUAAGCCUAAGAGAUGGGGAGGACUGGGCUUUAGAGAUACUGAAUUAUUCAAUCUUGCUUUGUUGGCUCGGCAAGCAUGGCGAAUACUGAACGAGUCAGCUUUCCUAAGUGCACGAGUCCUUAAAGCAGUUUACUACCCUGACAGGGACUUCCUGGAUGCUGAUGUUGGCUCAUUGCCAUCUCGGGUAUGGCGUGCUAUUGUUGAAGGUAAGGAGGUAUUGGUGCAGGGUCUAAUCAGAAGAAUUGGGACGGGGGAAACAACAAAUAUCUGGAGCACGAACUGGCUACCAAGGGAUGGCCAGCUUCGGCCACUCUGCUGCCCCAUGCCCAACGCACCAUAG
Messenger RNA from Panicum hallii, 462 nucleotides. RefSeq lists its product as uncharacterized. The record is from RefSeq and is a predicted model, not a curated record. Lineage: Eukaryota; Viridiplantae; Streptophyta; Magnoliopsida; Poales; Poaceae. The transcript has a single exon. The coding region runs from base 1 to 462 and encodes 153 amino acids.